Molecule: messenger RNA, 3033 nt
Organism: Notolabrus celidotus (New Zealand spotty)
Lineage: Eukaryota; Metazoa; Chordata; Actinopteri; Labriformes; Labridae
Gene: rela
Product: v-rel avian reticuloendotheliosis viral oncogene homolog A
Exons: 11
Coding region: 175-2076 (633 amino acids)
Biological process (GO): inflammatory response; canonical NF-kappaB signal transduction; cellular response to stress
Cellular component (GO): cytoplasm
Molecular function (GO): DNA-binding transcription factor activity, RNA polymerase II-specific; RNA polymerase II cis-regulatory region sequence-specific DNA binding
Source: RefSeq, a predicted model, not a curated record
CACUCAGUCCUGCACACAGAUGUAGGUGGGGCGAAGGAGGCGACAGAGCAGCCCUGUCAAGAAGUUUUUAGUGUCCCUACAGUCGCGUUUCUGGUGUUUUAAUUCCUCUAAAAGCAAAGUUACAGACACACAGAGGUGUACAAGGAGCAGUGGGAGUCGGACUCGGACACAGCCAUGGACAGUGUGUAUGGAUGGGGUCUACCCACACUCAACCCUGUCCAACCAGGGAACGCUUGCAUAGAGAUCAUCGAGCAGCCCAAGCAGAGGGGGAUGAGGUUCAGGUACAAGUGUGAGGGGCGUUCAGCGGGUAGCAUCCCUGGAGAGAAGAGCAACGACACCACAAAGACCCACCCAGCCAUCAAGGUGCACAACUACAGCGGCCCCCUGCGUGUUCGAAUCUCCUUAGUGACGAAGAAUGCCCCCCAUAAGCCCCACCCCCACGAACUGGUCGGCAAAGACUGUAAACACGGCUACUACGAGGCUGACCUGCAGGAGAGAAGAAUACACAGUUUUCAGAACCUGGGCAUACAGUGUGUGAAGAAGAAGGAUGUGAAUGAGGCCAUCGUGUGUCGGCUGCAGACCAAUAAUAACCCCUUCAACAUUCCUGAGGCGAAGGUGUGGGAGGAGGAGUUUGACCUGAAUUCAGUGCGGCUCUGCUUCCAGGCCUCCGUCACUCUGCCCACAGGGGAGCUCAUUCCACUGGAGCCCGUGGUAUCUCAGCCCAUUUAUGACAACAGGGCCCCAAACACUGCCGAGCUGAAGAUCUGCAGAGUCAACCGCAACACUGGAAGCUGCAAGGGGGGCGAUGAAAUCUUUCUGCUUUGUGACAAAGUGCAAAAAGAGGAUAUCGAGGUGCGUUUCUUCCAGGACUCCUGGGAGGGAAAAGGCACUUUCUCCCAGGCAGACGUCCACAGGCAGGUGGCCAUUGUCUUCCGCACACCACCGUAUCGUGACACAAAUCUUCAAGAGCCCAUCCGAGUGAAGAUGCAGCUCCGCCGACCCUCCGAUCGCGAAGUCAGUGAGCCGAUCGAUUUCAAGUACCUGCCUGUUGACCCAGACGAAUACAGGCUAAGUGAGAAGAGGAAGCGUACAGGUGACAUGUUUCAGAGCCUGAAGCUGGGCCCCAUGCUGUCUAGUGUGACGAUUCCACAAGACAGACGGCACAUCAGCCCGGCAAGGAGAACAGUCACCGCCAAGCCUCCAACAAUGAGUUCACAACCUGUGCCCCCUGGUGCCGCAGCAGCUAAACUCCAGCCCGCCUACUCCUACGGCCAGCCAGGCCAGCUCUUCUCUGUCCAGCCCAAAGUGGAGUCCUCCCCCUCCAUCUCUGCUGCUACCACAAACCAGACAUGGAGGAUCAUGGAAGGCCUGAGCCUGGGCACGCAGCCCAAAGCCACCCCGGUGCCCAACUUCACAAUGAGCCAGCCACAACCCUCCUCCUCCUCCUCCUCUUCCUCUUCUGCCACCACAUCCACCAUCAACCAGGACUUCUCCACUGUCAACCUGUCAGACCUUCAGAAAUUCUUCCCCAACAUUUCCUCGGCCAUGGCCCAGGAGCAGGCUGCUCCUCAGGGAAGCGCUGCCUCCUUGCAGACCGGCAGCUCCUUCACCCUGCACGGCUCUCAGUUCCCGGUGGAUUCGCAACUUUUGGACGAUGACAUCCCGACCUUCCCGAGCUUCGAUGAAGUCCAGGCCAGAGGUACUCUGGACAGCCUGAACAUGGAUGAAUUUGAGGACCUUCUGAACCCCUCUCUCAUGGGUGAUAGUGGAAACGGCAUUAUUUUAGCGUCAGGCCACCAAGUUGUCCCUCCCUCUGUGUCCCAGAAUGGUGCAGCCUCUUCCCAGAACUCUUCUGACCCAGCCUGCAACCCAGGAAGCACCUGGAUGAAUUACCCCACCAGCAUCGUCAGCCUGCUCAACAACGAGGUCAUGACUGACAUGGCACCCACUUACAGCAACCACAGACCCGCGGUGCUGGAUGAGUUUGACGAGCUGAUGUCGGCCGACGAGGAUCGUCUCAUUUCCAUUUUUAACAGCGGGAGCCAAGUCAGGUCCGUCCCAGGUCACCCGACUUAAAGUUUGUCGGAGAAGUUUUAAGAUGGACAAAUUCACACAGACCACUUGUAGCAGCCUCCUCCAGACUUGAACUCCUUUAUGGUUGUUAAAGGAGAAGGAAUCAAGGUGGAUAUGCAGUGCUGAAAAAAAGCACAAAAACUUUUAACCGUGGAUACUGACACACGGGCAGAGACAAGCCAUCAUCCUUGCUAAGCUCUCAUUUAGCAUCAAUCAUUAACUUUUCUAACAACUGUGUCAACCUGAAGUUAUCGACAUACAAAGGCUUGUUUUAUAAAGACAGUCACAUUGCAGGAAGCUGAUUCAACAAUGUCUGACCACUCUGAUCACCUUCUUUUGGAGCCAAAAUCCAGAUUAUAGUCAAUGAAUUUAUUCACACAACAGCCAUUUUCUUCUGGCAUCUCGCUCUGUAUCCAAAGCUCAAAUUUUUGUACACAUUUGUUCUGCUGUGUUUCAGGUUUUCUAAAUGUGUUAACAUAGAAAGAAAGACAAUUCAUUAUAUUUGUCUGCUUCUCAAGUGAUCAAAAGCUAUUACAAUAAUGGACGGUGAAAAUCCAGCGUCAUGUUGGGCUCGAUUCAGGGUAAAACAACAGACUUAGUAACAUGCUAACCCUCACUUAUGCCACGGUGGUGCAAAGUACUUGAUUCUGAUAAGUUAUCACACACCAGCCUUUCAGAGCAACAUCUAUUUUUAAUAGCUAGGGAUCACAGACUUUGGAGGACAGUCUGUGAUCAUAUCAACAGGGAGAAAGAAAGUUUGGUGCAUGCAGUAGACAUUUAACAGAUAACGCCUCGGGAUACACCAAGGUAAUCUCAAAGACGGACGGUGACACGUUUACCUUGAUGUGAGAAAUAACAGCUGAGUCAGCUGUUUCAAGAAGGCUACAGAGUAAACGUUACUAUGAAUGUGUAUAGAAAUAUAACCAUUUCAAAAUCAAUAAAAUAAUUUCCAUAUCAGUA